AAAAAGCAUGGAAUGUCCAGCUGGAGGCUCCCGCGGCCAGUAGUGGGAGCGAAGCGCAUCCGCAGAGGAUCCUCGGCUGGAGGCUCAAAACCUCUCGCACCCAACCGAACUCCAGCCUCACAUCACACCCUACUGCUCCACACAACACAACACACCCCACACCAGAGAAAUCUCUCUCUAGUCUCUCUCUCUCUCUCUCUACGUUCCAGAGGAAGAGAAACAGAGGGAGAAAAUUUGUGACGGCGAGGCGAGGUCCAAGAACGAGCCAGAAGGAAGGAAGGAGGAGCAUGUCUGCGGCUGCGGCGGCGGCGGGGGAGGGGAAGGAGAAGGGCGGCCCCGGCAGCGCGUGCGAGCUGUGCGGCGCGGCGGCGCGGGUGUACUGCGGCGCGGACGAGGCCACGCUCUGCUGGGGCUGCGACGCGCAGGUGCACGGCGCGAACUUCCUCGUGGCGCGACACACGCGCACGCUGCUGUGCCGGGGUUGCGCGCGGCCCACGCCGUGGUGCGCCGCGGGGCCGCGCCUGGGCCCCACGGCCUCCCUCUGCGACCGCUGCGUCCGCCGCGGCCCGGGCAGCGGCGCGGGCGUCGUGAACGGCGUUGGGGGCGACGAGGAGAUGGCCGGUGAGGGAGACGGCCGCGAGGACGAGGAGGACGACGACAGCGACGAGGACGACGAAGAGGAAGGGGAGGGGGAGAAUCAGGUCGUGCCGUGGGCCGAAGAAGCGGAUGCCACGCCGCCGCCCGUCGCGAGCUCCACUUCCGGCAGCAGCCGGGAAGCCGCCGCCAACGGCGCAAAUGCCGCCGAGUGCGCAAAGGAAGACGUGCCGUGCUCGACGUCCCAGCCGAGCUUGUGCCACUACUCGUCGUCAGCAGGACACGGAGGCCGGAGCGACGAGGCCACCUCCUCCCGGAAUGGAGGCCGGUUCCUCGCAUCCCGGCACAGGAAGAGAUCACCCUCGGAUUUCCUGAGCUCGGGAUCAGCGCAGUCCGGGAGCGGAGCGACGAGGAAUUGCUCCAACGCGGGCAUUGGUCGAAAUGACUUUACCUGAGGCAUUUGAGAUGACGGUGUAGAUGCUGAUGCUAACUACAUUAGGAGGUCACUUUUAGUGUAUCCAAGCAUUGGGGAGAUGUGGAUCACGACGAGAUCAAACUUCCACUGAGGCAUACAUCCUUUUGGUCGUCAAUUUGCACACGAGUUAUGAGGCAGCCGCCCCAGGAACAUGAUAGUAUUCAUAAUCGCGACGGCUUGCUGGAGCUUGUAUUUGUACCCCACUACUUUCUUGUGUUUAAAUUCCUUCCUCCUUUUUGGUUUGUGGAUGAGGUGUGUUGGCUAACCUAAGAAAAUGAUAUAGGCUCGCAUUUGCAGUGGCAUUCGUAAACGGUUUCACCGUCUUAAUGCUUCCUUCCGUCUUAAUGCUUCCUUUUGUGCCAUAUUCUCAGUUUCUCAUUUGUUCAUAAUGCUAGAUGGAUUGAUGAGUUCUGUGGCUGCAAUAGCAGUUGAACAUAUACGAGUAAUACUUUUUAUGGUUGA
Messenger RNA from Phragmites australis (common reed), 1531 nucleotides. Its product is annotated as zinc finger protein CO3-like. The record is from RefSeq and is a predicted model, not a curated record. Bases 288 to 1049 code for a protein of 253 amino acids. NCBI's taxonomy places the organism in Eukaryota, Viridiplantae, Streptophyta, Magnoliopsida, Poales, Poaceae. The transcript is spliced from 3 exons. Gene Ontology annotation, molecular function: zinc ion binding.